AACCAACUUCGUUUUCACGGUUUUGUUUACAAGCGAAGGGAAGCUAAACUACUAGUGGCUCUUUUAGCUUAAAGCAACGCAACAGUUUCCUGUCUUCUUACAGUGGUUAACAACAGCCAUGGGGAAGUCAUUUGCUAAUUUUAUGUGUAAAAAGGAUUUUCAUCCUGCCUCUAAGUCGAAUAUUAAAAAGGUAUGGAUGGCUGAACAGAAACUAACUUUCGACAAGAAGAAGCAGGAAGAUCUUAUGCAGGCAUAUUUAAAAGAACAGGAUACUUACAACAACAGGGUGUUGAUGGGAGAUGAUCGUGUUAAAAAUGGACUCAAUUUUAUGUACGAAGCUCCACCUGGAGCAUCCAAAGAGGAGAAGAAAGAGGAAGGAGAGGAAGAGUGCAAAUUUGAAUGGCAGAAGGUGGCUCCUCGAGAGAAGUAUGCGAAGGAUGACAUGAAUAUUAGAGAUCAGCCAUUUGGUAUCCAGGUGCGCAACGUGAGAUGCAUCAAAUGUCACAAAUGGGGCCAUGUGAACACAGACAGAGAGUGUCCGCUGUUUGGACUGUCAGGGAUCAAUGCCAGUUCAGUGGCCACAGACGACGCAGCAGGCCCGUCGAUGCACCCCUCUGAGUUAAUGGCCGAGAUGCGAAACAGUGGCUUUGCCCUGAAAAAAUGUGUCCUUGAUAGGAGUUCUACUGUUUGUGAUCCUUCACAGGAAUAUGUUGCCAGCGAUGAGGAAGAUGAUCCUGAGGUGGAAUUUCUGAAAUCAUUAACGACCAAGCAGAAGCAGAAACUUCUGAGAAAACUUGACCGGUUGGAAAAAAAGAAGUCCAAGAAGAAGAAGAGCAAAAAACAGAAGAAGAAAAGCAAAAGAAAGCACAAGAAAAAGCCAGAGAGCAGUGAUAGCUCGUGUGACUCCUCCAAAAGCAGCAGCAGCAAUAGUGACUCAGAUUCAGACAGUCAGGGCAAGUCCAAGGGCCAAAAGAGGAAGAAGAACGAGAAAGAAGAAUCCCGUCGGGAUAACAGCUCACAGAACGAGCAAAGAGUGAAGAGUCAGAAACAGGCCUCCUCUCACAGAAGCAGGUCAUCGAGCCCCCACACUGGACAGAAGAGGGCUAAAGAGGACUCUGGAGAUUAUAGACAAAGAAGGACAGACAAGGGAAGGAGCGGGAGCCGGUACCGCACCCCCGAAAACAAGAUCAGGCUGGAGGGAGGUCAAGAGAGAAGGAGGCAUAACAGCAGGCACAGGCAGGAAGUCAGCAGCUCUGCGGUUAGAUUGGACAGAAGCAGAAGCCGUGAGAGAGGCAGGGAGGACCGGGAUAAAGACAAACGUCACAGUGGAGACGGCGAGAGGAGCAGGAGAAGCACAGAUGGAAACAAAGGCAGAACAGCUGAUAGGAGGAGCAGAAGCAGAGAGAAGAGAGAAGACAGAGAGGUUCGGGGAAGAACUAGGAGCAGGAGUAGGGACAGAAUAAAAAGAAAACAUUAAUUUUUAUUAUAAAAGCUCUCCCAAUUUUUAAAGCAGAAAAUUUGUGAUGUAUUUUGUUUUCUUUGUUGUACAUGACUGUAAAGUUUUGAACAUCCUGUAGGAUCCCCCGUUUGACGAUUAUUGUGCUCAAACUACGCGUUGAUCUCGUUUCUGUCCACUAGGGGGAAGCAGUGAACAGGAAAUGUCAACAUGCGCUCUGUGCUUUUAAUAAAAAGGUAUAAAUUAUUUACCACGAAACUAUUUUGUUCGUUGAAAAGUGUUGGAUUUUUGGUUUGUUAUAAGGAGUCCACAGGAAAAACAACUUUCUUUGAAUUAUUCUUUCUGUGCUCGUUUUUCUUUUAUUCCCCUCUAACCAUGUGUCAUAAUUAGAAGCCUAUUAAUUCCUUUCAAAUAAAAACAAUACAUUUAAAA
Messenger RNA from Girardinichthys multiradiatus, 1888 nucleotides. It is a transcript of the gene cirsr, whose product is annotated as corepressor interacting with RBPJ, CIR1. Gene Ontology annotation, molecular function: transcription corepressor activity. Bases 119 to 1477 code for a protein of 452 amino acids. Gene Ontology annotation, biological process: negative regulation of DNA-templated transcription. The transcript has 10 exons. Lineage: Eukaryota; Metazoa; Chordata; Actinopteri; Cyprinodontiformes; Goodeidae. Gene Ontology annotation, cellular component: nucleus. The record is from RefSeq and is a predicted model, not a curated record.